This is a messenger RNA of Ostertagia ostertagi, 1065 nucleotides long. NCBI's taxonomy places the organism in Eukaryota, Metazoa, Nematoda, Chromadorea, Rhabditida, Trichostrongylidae. The record is from the annotation of a GenBank genome assembly.
AUGGAACUGCUACAAUACACAAUGUUGGACUCUUCUACAAGUGAUAUUAGUGUUCACCCUUUCUGCGGCAGCGCUACUUACUAUCCCUGCCCUCUACAUCCUUUUCAAGCUGAUAGCAGCAACGGCAUGCCUUUUCAUGCGAUUGCUUCUCUACCUCGUCCAUCACUUCCCAUGAUGCAACGGAAAACACUUUUGAGAAGAUAUGUCAUUCGACGGCGGACGCAACAAACCAAAGCGACUUGUGGCUGCACUCUCCUGACACUACUUCAAAUACAAGUGAGCAUCGAGUGUUCCCAAUCAACUUCCAUAAUUGCAAAUGAGCACGUUAGCGCCCUUUCAAGAACACGACGAAGUUAUUACGAUCAAGCGACGAUAAUCGCACUUCAACCCUUGCAGCAAAAGACCUAUUUGGCAAAUAAGAGACUACAAAAACGAGCAUUUGGGCAUGCUGUCCAAUCGCACCAUCGCUGUUACCUAGCAGGUAGCUGUACCCAGAAGUUUUGUGACAACGUCAAACCCACCGAUACUCUGGAAGAAAUUUCUUCCAUUGCUAACAAGAGCCCCGGAUAUACCUACUGCACUCCCACCUGUGGAUGUUUGACUUGUGGCGGUUGCCUGCUAUGCGAGGAUAGCUGCAUUUUCUACCAAUUGGGAACUCUCUGUAAGCGCGGACAUCACCCUGAGCUAAAACAAUAUAAUGUCAAAAAGAUUGCAGCUUACUCCGGGGAAUGUCAACUCGUGGAACAACUUGCGACUUACUCUAAUCAGCACCAUCACACCAAAACUACCAAUACUCGGCUCUACGUUCAUGUCAGAUGGAAACAACAUCGCCAUAAUCAAACUCGCUUAACGAGGAGCUCGAAAUUCCGUCGCCUUUUCGCGAGUGAAACAUGCAAAUGCACAAAAGGAUUCCUCAAAAUGUCUUGUAUUUACCCCGAUGGAAACUUGAAGAAACUAAUGGAACCUUCUCCACUCCCUUUAACCAGGAAGAACUUCCUUCUCACACAACACGCAGACACUGUUCUUGCAAACUCAAUGUGGGAUCGUCUCUCCAGCUACAGGUAG